GGUGCCGGCCGGGCGGAGGAGCCGCUUCCGGCGCGCGCGAGGGGCGCCGCUCGGGGCCGCGCGCCGUCCCGCCAAGCCCCGCAAGCAUUUGGACAGUGCCCUCAGACACAUAGUGCAAAAGGAUACAUGUUCACUUCAAGUAGAAAGGAGCAUGUUCCCCAAUUCAUCCAACAUGGGUUGUCCACCCUUCCUGCCAAAACAUCAACAACAGAAUAAUUUCUUCAAUAAGUCUCCUCUUAACACACCACCUAAUCUUCUCUCUCACCAGCAAAUUAUUGAUGCUCAGUUUAGUUUUCAGAAUGCAGCUCUCUCCAGGGCUCGCUUGAGUGGGGAUCUUACAGCUGUUCCAGCUGUUAAACUGCAAACAAUGACUUAUGGAAAUGGCAGUCUAGCACAAACGCCUGAUGCCUCCAUACCAUUCCGAGGAAGAAAGAGAGUAGGAGAACAUAGAGUUCCGCAAGAUGUCAAACGGCAGCGGUUUCAUUCCCAACAGUCUGAAACACCUGUAGUUAAGCAAGCAGUGCCUUUACCAGAAGAACGUAGAUUCUCUUUCCCAGGAUCAAUUCAAUCUCUGCACCCUCGUGCGCAUUGCACGGCGGAUAUAACCGGCUGUGUCCCUCCAUUGCAAGAUACUUCUUUUCCAGACCAUAUAGAAACCAGUCUCCCUGUGGCCAAAGAUAAGUUAAGUAAGCAGGUUUUGGAGAUGUUUCGCGCAUGUCAGCAACAGACCUGUGAUUUGAACAGAAAAGAACUCUGCAGAACAGAACUCCAGAGAGAAAUUCAGCGAAUUUUUCCACAGAGCAGACUUUUUUUGGUUGGGUCCUCACUGAAUGGGUUUGGCACUCGUAGCAGUGAUGGUGACCUGUGCCUCGUUGUUAAAGAAGAACCAGUAAAUCAGAAGACUGAAGCAAGACACAUACUCAGCUUAGUCCAAAAACUCUUCAGUACUAAACUUUCAACCUACAUUGAGCGACCUCAUCUGAUUCGAGCAAAAGUGCCAAUAGUGAAGUUCAGGGAUAAAGUCAGCUGUGUGGAGUUUGACUUGAAUGUAAACAAUGUUGUAGGAAUAAGAAAUACAUUCCUUCUGAGAACCUAUGCAUAUGUUGAGAAUCGAGUUCGUCCAUUAGUACUCGUUGUUAAGAAGUGGGCGAGUUUUCAUGGUAUAAAUGAUGCCAGCCGUGGUACUUUGAGCAGCUACAGUCUGGUAUUGAUGGUUUUGCACUAUUUACAGACCCUACCUGAACCCAUCCUUCCAUCCCUCCAAAAAAAUUACCCAGAGUCUUUUGAUCCUACCAUGCAGUUGCAUCUUGUUCAUCAGGCUCCACGUACCAUUCCUCCUUACCUCUCAAAAAAUGGAUCAAGCCUUGGGGAUUUGCUAAUAGGCUUCUUCAAAUAUUAUGCCACAGAAUUUGAUUGGAGCCAUCAAAUGAUUUCAGUUCGUGAGGCCAAAGCUAUUCCAAGACCUGAUGGCACUGAAUGGAGGAACAAAUUUAUUUGUGUAGAAGAGCCCUUUGAUAGGACAAACACUGCUAGAGCUGUACAUGAAAAGCAGAAGUUUGAUAUUAUCAAAAGUGAAUUUCUGAAGUCUUGGCAGGUAUUACGAGACCAGAAAGACCUGAACUGUUUAUUACCUUUAAGAAAAAUCGUGCAGAAAAGAUAACCAACUUUGACUUCCUUCUUAUUGGAUGCUGCUGAAGUAUAGACAGUAUCAAAAUCAAGAAGCAGUUACCCAUUGUUUUUUUAUGACAUGUUUCUUCAUAAACUUUUGUUAAGGAAAUGUUUAUAAGAAAGACUUCAUAUUUUAUUACCAACAUUUGUUAAUACUGCUGUUAGUUCAAAGGUAUGUUUUCUGAAAAUGCUUCUGUUGCUGACUUCUAGAAGAAACUCAAGCGUCAAACCACAAGAAUAAAUCCAUUGUAAGGGAUUUAUGUGGUUUCCAUAAUCUGUGUAAUCAUUAAUUCAGACACCAUGAAAUAAAGACAUGCAGAGCUAAACAGUGUGGAAGACUGACUAUAUCCUUAAGGCAUUGUGCACAAUACCCACUUCUUGAUGAACAGACAGCCCAUGAAUUCCGUUUGCUUAACUGCAGCAAGCACUUCUGUUCAACUUGGCACUUUCCAGUUUUUUUUCUCUUCUAAAUGGGACAACAGACAACGAUUUAUGAAAAUUAAGCUAGAUUAUGGUUGGAAGUGUUCUGGAUACCAAGAACUGUAAUCUAAACUGGAACAUUCAAGCAACAAAUCUACUACAAAGAAUGAAGUAAAAAAAUGGGCAAAUCAGUAUACACAAAGUCUUCAUAUUCAAACAGAGUAGGCGAGGUACUUUUUAGUGCUUCCUUGUACGUAUUUGAAGUAGUAGUGACAUCUGCUUUUGGAAAAAAACAAAACCAAAAAAACACAAUACCAAACACCCCACAAACCUACCAUUGCUACAAUAAGCUGGGUUUCUGUUUUGAUUUUGUUGUAAAUAUUUGUACAUUGACCAGCUACUGUAAACUGAAUUUAAAUAAGUAAUGUUGACAAUUUUAGCUUUUCUAAGAAAACAAUUGUGAACCCUCUUCUAGACCUGCUGUAGCACAAUUUAUGCUGCUCAUAUUUACCUGUUAUUGAAGACCAAUUCAUUAUUAAAAAUGUACUUAGCGUUGAUGUCAAAUUUAUAUUUUAAUUUCUAAUCUCAAUAUUUUUGAUUUUUAGUGGAAUAAAGUUUAUAUAUGGAAGAUACAGUUUAUUUUUCCAGUUUGUUAUUUUGUACUGCAUAUUUAAAAUAUUUCCUGUAAUUAGGUAGAAAAGGAAAUGCUCUGUAAAGGUAGGGCCCCUGUUACAAAUCAAAAACUUUGACUCUUCUGCACUGUGUGUGUAGAGGUGAAAUUUUCGUCUAUUGCCAUCUCUAAUGAGAUUGUGAACACCCUUAUAAGAGUGAGAAAUAGCAAACAUUAUCUCUCCUUGUGCAAACUUUUAAGUUCUAAUUUAUAUCAAGUUUUAGAACUUAGAAGUUCUAGAAAAUGUAAACCGUUUGCCUGCUGUGAGGUUCCUUACUACACACUUCAUCAAAUCUGUGUAAGAUUUUGGCUUACUUCUUAAAACAACUUCCUUCUGCAAUUUGAACAUUCCAUUUUAAUGCAACUCCAGCAAUCCAGUAAAAUGUUCUCUCUCCAUACAUUUGUUCCCCUCAUUGCCCUCCCUCUUUGUAAGGUGGUAGGCUUGGUCUCAGUGAAACAUCCACCUUGAUCUGCAUUAUGUAAAAAGAAAGCACAAGUUUUUAGUACAGGUUGAUGUCUGGAUUCAAAGAUGCUCUAUAAGCCCUGGAGGAAUUUGGGUAGAGGGGAGUGCUGCCCUUUUGUCAAAAAGGUGCUGGAUAUCUCUUUGUCUAGAAAAUUUAAAACUUUCCCAACAUAGGAUAACUAAGAAGGCAUAUAAGUGUUCAGACUUGGCAAACAUGUAUGUCAAGUGAGCUGGAUAUGAGGCACAAAACUUUAUGCAUAUCUUAACUUUUUAAUGAGAUUGCAUUACAUCACCUAAGGUGUUAAAUAUCUCACACCUUAAAUUACUGCUUUAUGUUUGAAAACACCUCUUCGUAACUGUUUAAAAGUAGACAGUUAAAAAAAAUUGUAGUACCUCCGUGCAACCACAAUGACCUGGGUCUUUCAAAAGAAUCCUUUUGGUUUUUUUUUUCUCUAGUUAUGUACUUCUGAUAAGCUACAUUUAUAAUCAGAAAUAGAAUGUAUAGAUUGUAGUUUUCCCUAACUGUUUGGAGACAAGCCUGUUGAUUGCGUUCUCUCAGCUACUAAAGAGUACCCAGUAAUUUACUGUGUUAGCUAAACAGGUGCAAGGUGCUGUAGCCUGGUUUAUCUUCUAGUAAAAGAAGCUAGUGAGUAAUCUGGCAAGAGCUUGGAAAGUGGCAGUGCUCUUACAUAUUGAAAAGUAAGCUGAGAAGUUUGGAAAACAAAUCUCACCAAAUGCCAUAUUAUUCUCCUGCCAAGGCAAAUGAGCAGCACCACUCUCCAUGCAAGUGCCAUCAGAAAAUUUCAGAUUAUGGUUUAGCCCUGGCCUGGCCAAUUUUGGCAGCUAAAACCAAGAAGUUGUAGUUCCUUUUCCCCCGCUCCCAGGGAAAGAAAUGAGAGGAAAAUUACUUGUGGGUUAGAAACUAAACUAGAACAGUUUAAAUAAAAUAGUAGUAAUAAUAAAGAAAAUAAUAAGAAAAUAAUCAAGUAUAUGCAAAUAUAUGAAAUCACACACCCACCCCUUGAUGACUAUAUAUAGUCAACCACACCUGCUGCAGAGCAGGUUGGGGAAGGGGUCGGCGGCAGGGAAGAGCUGGACACGAGAACUGGGUUCAGAAAUGCACAGAUCCGGGAUCGGGGCAAACAGGCAGACAAGGUUCUCUCUGGACAUGGGUCAUCACAGUAGAGACUGAGAGCCUUGUGAUCUCUUAGUUUUAUACAGACUGUGAUGUAUACGGAAUGGAAUACUCUGUUGUUCAGUUUGGGGUCACCUGUCCUGACCACCUUUCUCUGCAGGCGCGACCCUCGUUCAUCUUUGACUUGCAGCAUUCCACCAGCUCGAGGAUGGCCUUGGUUACUAUAGGAAUAAAUAUAAGAUUGGCCUUUCUGUAUACCAGUGCCCCAUGUUGUCACUUCUUGACAGAAACACUGUCUGAAAAAAAUGUACUUAACUUUCAGAAAAUGAAAUGAUUUAGACAAAACUUUGCUGAAGUUAGAAAACUGAUUCUACUUUAGGUCAAACCACAAGACAGAUAAAAUACCACAAAAUAAAUAGUUUGGGAAAGGGGAGUGGGAGCUGAGCUGUAACUAACUUUGGAUUCAGUUCUGCAUAGUUUGAAGUUGUUCAGAGAUUCAGAGCCCUGGAUUUUCAUCUACUUUCGGCAAGUCUCCAAAGCAAGAAAUCUACUAAUGGCUAUAAUAAAUCUUAGUGUUAGAGUGAAGUUCUCCCUUCUCAACUUCGAAAUAAAAACCUUCACACACUUAUGUCUCAGCAUACACCCUGGCAGGAGUCAGUGUUAAAAGGUGUUUUUCAUGGCUGACCAAGGUUUCAACGUGUGUGCGAGAUGCUAACUAACUUCUCUGAGGCUUCUUACUGCCUUGAAAUAAAAAUGCUUUAGUUCAGCUCUGUUUGUUAUUUUAGAACUAGUUUUGACUACUCCCUCUGGCAUGGGUUUGCCCUGUCAUUUCUCACCUUAUAUAAUGUCAGAAACUGUUAGUGUCUCAUCUAGGAUUUUAGGAACUCCCUUUAGUCUUCUAGUAGUGUUUUUAAUUAACAGGCUUAGAGGUGUACAGGAGGACCAAAUGUUACCAAGAGCUUCCCAUUCAGUAACAGUAGCACCAGAACUAAUAUAGGCUGUAUACUGUGAAAUUUAAGUUUCUCUUCUAGCUCUGGUACUCUCACUUCUACAAUGUGACUAGGUAAGUGUAUUGUCUGUACCUUAAGGUGUUCUCUCAGUAUGAGAGGUUAUGUUUGGAAUGAAUUCAAUAUAAACCAAUUUUAAGACUUAGAUUGAAGGAUGGCAUGGCUGUUUGGGAGAAAUGGGCAGCCAUGAUAGAAGGUUGUAAGAUGAUUUGUAGGUAACCUGAGGUUACUGCUCGUUAACACCGUCCCAAAUACUUAUUUGAAAGAAUGCGUUAUUGAACUUGGACCACUGGACUAAAUUCACAGUACAUUUGGUGUUAAAUUUAAGAACAUCAGUGAAUGUAAUUCUUGAUUAAAUGGAGUUCUACUUGUGCUGGGUUAUUUCAUGUGUACUUUGUAGUGGUUUUCUUUGUUCUGUUUGUCUUGUUUUCUCUACUCCUUAUGUAUUUUGAUUUAAGUAUUUGCCUCACUGAUUUUAAGAGAGUGUGAUUCUUGUACGAAGAGCAUAAAAGAAUAUGCUAUUUUGGUUAAUUUACAGGUCAAAUUAAUUUGUGAGAAGUACGGAAGGGAGAGUAGUGGGUCUGGAAAUAAUCUGAAGGGGUUCUUCUUGCCGUACUGGAGACUGAAUCAAAACUUGUGCAAUAUAUGUAUGCUUUAUAUGUAAGCAUUUCUAGAAGAUUGUAAUGCUUUAGUCUUCCAUUCCUUAAGAAUGUGAAGUCCUCUGUCUUAAAUUUCUUCAUGCUCUGUACACUGUCUCUGUGCUCAUAAUAAAAUCUGGAGAACUUAGUAUGGAUUUCAAGUGCGCUUCUUCGAGAAAUUAUGUUCUGACCUUGUAAAUUGUGUACCUCAGUGGGGAGGUCAAGAGAGCAGAUGGAUUUUUAUCCCUAUGUACUGUUUUGGAAAUAUUUUAUUUCAAGUCAAUCUGUUAGCAGAAUUUUAAUUUAGCAUUGCAGAGGCAGCUCGUUCUCAAAGAUACCUGCUUGUGUUCCUGUACUUAUGACACAAGGAAGAGUUUGCUGAUUGAUGUAUAGUGAGCUAUUUAUUUGAAGAACAAAAAAAAGAAAACAAUAAGAAAAAAUGGGGUUAUACUGUGUAUACAAGGUUUAUACCAGAAAUAACUUGGAAGUUCUUUAUUUAGAAUCAGAGUCUUGGUGCUUCUCCCCCUCUUCUGAAAAAAUAUUUAAAAAAAAAUCAUUACAUUGGCUAGUAUAGGUUGGAAAUAUUUCCAUUUUGUCUGUGAAAAACACUGCAUUUUGUGUGAUAUGCAGACUAAUAAA
Molecule: messenger RNA, 6640 nt
Organism: Cuculus canorus (common cuckoo)
Lineage: Eukaryota; Metazoa; Chordata; Aves; Cuculiformes; Cuculidae
Gene: TENT2
Product: terminal nucleotidyltransferase 2
Exons: 16
Coding region: 152-1660 (502 amino acids)
Cellular component (GO): cytosol
Molecular function (GO): poly(A) RNA polymerase activity
Source: RefSeq, a predicted model, not a curated record